This is a messenger RNA of Bursaphelenchus okinawaensis, 6898 nucleotides long. NCBI's taxonomy places the organism in Eukaryota, Metazoa, Nematoda, Chromadorea, Rhabditida, Aphelenchoididae. The record is from the annotation of a GenBank genome assembly.
AUGGCAAAGCUGCGAGGCUCACGGCUCGAGGCCGAGCUGGACAAGUGUCGUGGAGAAUGUAACUGGGCUCGGUUGGCGGAUUUAUUGCCAUUGGUGCGAACGAAGAACUCAGGCGUCGAGAAAUUGACCGGUUUGGUGGAAGGCGAACUGUCGUUGGAGAACUUUUUGGAUCGACAGAAACAAACGAAUGGUAAGGAUUUGGUUUACAGUUUUUCUUGGUUUAGGUGAAGGUGAAUUGAAGAGGGAGGAAGUGCUUUAGCUGGAAUAAGAUGUGUAGCAUUUUUUAAUAUUUAAAUUCUUUGGUUGCUGGCAAUAGUUUUAAAAAAUUUGAGAAAAACGUUGUUUUAGUUGAAUUAACAUGGAUGAAUUUGAUUUUCUUGGUUUUUAUUUUGAAGAUUACGUGACUUAUUGAGCUAAUAUUGUUUUACAUAGCUGAAAUAAGGUCUAGCUCAUUUUUUCUAUUAAGAAUAGUGUAGUUAUUUUGGAAUAUUUUACAAAGUUACUUCCAAAGUGUUGUUUUAUUUUUCGAAUGUUUUUGGUUAUUUGAUUAUUAAGAGCUUUUGGAAGUGGAACAUUAAAGCAGAGUUAUUGAAAUAUAUUGUUUUAGAAAGCUAUGUUUUAGGUUUUUAAAAUAUUUUAUGUGCCUUUAAAAAUUAAAUGCGUUUAGGUUAUGUCAAGCCAAAACCCCAUAUUGGAGACUUUCUACGAACCACAGAAGGACUAUUGAAGACGGCUAUAGCUUCAAAUCGAGAGAAACCAACUGUAAGCUUUUACUUUUUUGUAUUUUAUGAGUUUAGAGUUGAAGGACAACAUUUUGAAGGUUUGUUUGAGUAAUAAUAAAUGAUAGCAAAAGAGGAUGUUAUAGAGAUUUUUAGGUCACAUAAGCUUUAUUUUUUACGUAGAAUGAGGUUUUUAAGUUUUAUUUUUCUAUUUGAGGUUGUUUUUAAAGAUACAAUUACUUUAGGUAAUAAUGGAAUGUUACUUGUUAUUGUCGAAAGUGCAUUAUUUCUCAGCGUCUUUUCAAAAGGCUUUAGAGGACUUGGAGAAAUCUCAACUUGACAUGGCAAAAACUCAAUUCGUAACCUUGAGGUCAUUGAAAUUGGCAGCAGAAGGCUACGCGAUCAAAGGAUUUGCUACCGAAAGAUUGAUGAAUUCGACAGAAAAGUCGCACGAAGUCUCCAGGAAACGUCUGAUGAGUUAUUUCGAGUCCGCGGUCGAACUGACAAUAUCUUACAUAACGGAGUUCGAAAAGUCUGUAGGUCAAAAUGGCAGAGCUUUGGCUUUGGCCAACUCGAGAAGUGGCUCAAGUCAGCUUGGUGAUCUACUGGAGGCCGCGAUGGAACGAGCACCAUUCUUAUUGUUAAGAAGAUCAGUUUUGGAAAGGAAGUCGGAUGAAGAAGGUAUUGAAUUGUACAGGAAGAUUAUGACAGAACUGAGUGACAAAAGUGUUGUGGCCGAAACACAACAAAGGUUAUGUAGACAGCUGGCUGAAAUCUUGUUGAGAGGGUCGAUGGAAAGCUCUUUGAGCAUGAGGAAUGGAAGCAAGGCGAUUAGUGAGAAGAGUAAUUUGCUAAAGUAAGGUUUAUUUUUGAAAGAAACAUUUUGGUUAUACCUUUUUAUUCACAACUUUUUUUUAAAUAGAAGUUAGAAAUUGAUUUUACGUGAUUGUAGCUCAUUUAUUUGUAAUUGUAUUCACUAAAAACGGUCUUAAACUUUACGCUCUUUUAAGAGUAACAGUACUUUUACCUUACCUCCAUAUUUUCAAAACUUUUUUAAAUUUUUUUGCUAAAUUUAGUUUUCCUUUCAGUUUCUACAAAGGCUCAACCAAGAACUACUACUCUCCAAACAGUCGUAUCGAAGAAAUCAUCCUCCUUUUACUGAUAAGCGAAAUGAUAGCCAGUCGCGCGGUGAAAGCCGUAACAUACGAUGGAGAAGGUGUACAACAAUAUCGACUGUUCCACAACCUAAAACAGGUCCACAACUUGUUGUCGGUGGUUUUGUCACACAUACGACAACAUUCUUUAUUGUCGGCAUUGCUGGACAAUGCUGUGCAGUACGCCGGAUCUGAUAGGUAAGGGUUGAGAAUUAAGUUUGGGUGGGUCAAAUUAUUUUUUUAGGAUGUUAAACAUUUGAGAGUGGUGGUUUAUAAUUACUAUCAAAAAAACUUCAUUUUAGGUACAUUUGGCGUCAGUUUGGUCUAGCUCUCAGUUGUACUGGUCGAAUCCCAAGGGCAAUUAAAAUCCUGGAACAUGCGACAAACCUAAGUUCGGAUGACUCAUCAACCGAGAACAAAGUGGUCGAGUUGAUGCAAAUAGCCAAAAUGGAAAUCGAACAGAACGGAGAAGCGGAUACCGUAAUGAAAGUGGCAAAAGAAGCCUUGAGCUUGUGCACGACCGACUCCCUGGCUGGCAGGUGUAAAUUGUUGUAUGCGUUGGGGUAUAGGUAAGUUUUAUAUGUAAUAUAAUACGACAAAUGAGGUUUUUAUGAAGCGAGUGAUAAUUUAGGCAGUGCGCAACGAAAUUUUAGGCAGUUUGGGGGUGGUGUGAUUGGUUAGGGAUGAGAAAUUUUCCGUGUAGGCUCAGCCUUACGAUCGGGCCGGGCUGACCUUGAGCUAAAGUGGAAACAGGCUGGGUCUAAAAAUUUGGCCCCGUUUGCGGGCUGGGCUUGAAAGUAGACCCGGGUCUAAAUAACAUUUUUAUUAAUUUUUUUCGAUUUGUUUUGGUAUUUUAAUCGGUAAAUCAUCUAAAGAUCAAUGCAAAGCCAAAGCCCCGUCUUACGAUCGGGCUGGGCCAGACUAGAGCUAAAUUUUAAACGUGCUAGAAUUUAAAAGCUCAAAAAUUUUUUAAAAACUUUUUUAAUUUUGAGGAUUACAUUCUAUAAAUGAUCUAAAAAACAAUGCAAAUUCAAUUUUUUGUCUUUUAUGAUUUAAAGUUUUAAGAAAUUUUAAAAUGAGCAGGGCUUAAAAUUUUUUUGAUCGGGCCGGGCCUAAUCGUUGGACCGGCCUGAGAAAAAAAAGAAAGACGGUGCGGAUCUAAAAGUUAGGUUCUGGGUCUGGGCCCGACCUCAAAAAUGGGCCCGGCCUGUUUUUCACUCCUAAUUUUGCUUUGGCUUCUUGAAGGAGGGGUGAAUUAUAUUUUAUUUUUAUUAGGUUUUAAUUGGUUCAAAAAUGAUAAAGAUUAAAUUUUUUUUGUGAAAGAAAGUUUUACAUGAUCUUUUUUAAAACUGACUAAAAUUUCACUUUUUUCUUGCAAAUGGCAAAGACUUUGUUUACCUUCAGAAUAUUCCUUAUUUCAGCCUAAAAGGUCAUACAGCCGUUGUCAAAAAAUAGUAAACUUUUUUAUUUUUGCCAUAACUUUUUUCUUAAUUGUCCGAUUAGUAUGAAACAAAGUUUCUUUUGAUAGUUGUUAUACAUACUAUCAUAACCAAAUGACGGAUUUUAUAAAAUAUGUCAUCGUGACUCAUUAUAUAGAAUCAAAAAUUAAGAGUGGACAAAAAAUAGUAAACUUUUCUGAAUCCUAUCCCGAACUUUAUUAAAAAGGUAAGAUUUAAGUUCUUCUUGCUAUUACAUAUUGUUUUAGUUACGAAUGAAUGGAAAACAACAAAAAUCGUUAAGUUUAGAAGUCAAUAAGGUGAUCUUUCAACGCAUAGAAUAAGGCGACCUCAUGUGCAACAUCACAGAAGAUUGUUCGAUAAACAAAGCUAAAGUUUCUUUAAUUUGGAAGGGUUAUAAGAAAAAUGGCAUCUAAAAACCGUUUUAAACAACAAAAGACCAAGAAAAUCGACCAAAUAUCAAGAUAAUUUGAUUCCAAAGUUGUUUCUAAAAGACCCGAUGGCGGAUGCACCUAAAAUAAACGCUGAAAUGGUGCAGUUCUACGAAUUUAAAGUUCCUGCUCAAAUUGUAGCAUGAAUUCUAAUCAAAGGCAAGCUCAAUGUUCGUGGUCCGGCAAAACAACCGUUGAGCAGGAAGAAGAACCGGACGAUCCUAUUGAAAUGGGUAGGUGAACAUAAGAGGUGGACUGAGAAGGUGCGGGAUAAAGUGUUGUGGACCGACAAAAGCAAGUUUGGUUUGUUUGGAUAUCAACGUGGAGCGUAUGUAAGACAAAAGAAGGCACAAGAUUUGCCCUAGAGCACCAGGUACCAACCAUGAAACAUCAAGGGGGCAGUAUCGUGGUGUGGCGGUGCUUUACUUCGUCUCAAGUUAGUCCGGUAGUCUUUACUGAUGGUUGGAUGGAUAGUAGAACUUACACUGACAGUAUUGAGAAGCAUAUGCUUCCGUUUGCUAAGAUAAAAGUUCCAUAAAUGCGGAUUUUUUCAACAAGACCAUGACCCAAGGCACAUACCACAACAAGCAAAUUCUAUGUUCAGUAGACAAAAAGUUUUUUAUUUUGCUUUGGAUUUACAAACUCCAUAUCUCAACCCGACUAAGCAUAUUUAGGAGCAUUUAAGACGAAAUAAUAGUCUUAUUUAUCGAACAAUCUUCUGUGAUGUUGCACAUGAGGUCGCCUUAUUCUAUGCGUUGAAAGAUCAUCUUAUUGACUUCUAAACUUAACGAUUUUUGUUGUUUUCCAUUCAUUCGUAACUAAAACAAUAUGUAAUAGCAAGAAGAACUUAAAUCUUACCUUUUUAAUAAAGUUCGGGAUAGUAUUCAGAAAAGUUUACUAUUUUUUGUCCACUCUUAAUUUUUUGAUUUUAUAUAAUGAGUCACGAUGAAAUAGUUUAUAAAAUCCGUCAUUUGGGUCUGAUAGUAUGUAUAACAACUAUCAAAACAAACUUUGUUUCUUACUAAUCGGACAAUUAAGAACAAAGUUAUGGCAAAAAUAAAAAAGUUUACUAUUUUUUUACAACGGCUGUAUAUCUAACAUUUCAGUCUAUAAGGUUUUAUAUUUUCAUUAUUUCAGCCUAAAAGUGCGAACCGAGCCCUUCUUCGAGAAACGUCGCCAAAUGCUGAAAAUUUCGAUCGAAAACUUUGAACAAGCGCGCAACUCAGACCCGGCCGACGACCUCGUCCACAUGUUCUGCGCUCUCGAGUACGCCGAAGCCAGAAACAUGCAGAAGGCGCGCGAAGUGUGCGAAGAAGCCAUUGACCGAAACCCAUAUAACGUGUCGGCACAAAUGCUACUGGCACUCCUAUUCACCGCCAAACACGACUACAAAAGCGCGAUGCGGUUGGUACUCAAAGCCAUGGCCAAUUUCCCUAGCCAUUAUGGUCUAAUGGUACUGCGACUGAAGCUCGAGAGCAAGUUUGGGCGAGUUGAUAGGGCUUUCAAAACGACCAGAAAUCUACUGAGGUUUUGGCAACGGGUACCUGAGUUUGUAUACGAGGAUGAGUCACAAAAUGGUGCUUUUGCGACGAAUGGGACUGCGGAUACGGGAACUUUGGGCAGAGGAGGAACACAGGAUAGCAAGGUAAGAUCUAAAGUAUUUAUAACUUGUUACCCGCAGGUUGCAGAAUAUCAGCUUUUGUCAUAUUUUGAAGUAAUGACAAAAACUUUCCUUACAGAACAAAAAAUGACAAGAACUUUCUUUACAUUGCAAAAAAUGGCAGGAACUUCCUUUACAAAACAUAAACUGCCAAAAACUUUCUUUACAUUCAAAAACUUUGUUUUACAUUUAAAAAAUUAAUAUAAAAAAAUUUUCAGUCAACAGCCCAACUAACCAAAGACGGUCUAGCACCAGUAGCCCCAUUCUUAGCAGCACCACUUGGCAUUAGCAACCUUCCAGUUCAUAGUAUAAGUGCUAGUGUGAAUGACAUUUCUGAAGCCGCAUCGAAUACGAUCGGCACGAGAAUGUCAGAGUUUGGAGCCGCGACAUCUACAGUAUCCGAAUCAUUGGGAAUGGGUACGAGUUCAAGUUUGGCAUGGUCGGCUACCAACACGUUUAGAUCGAAAGUGAGUUGGUUAAUUUAAAAAAAAAGGGGGGGGGUUGGAGUAAAUUCAUUUUUGAAUUUUAUAUGUGGCCAACUAUGAAUGAGUCAAAAAUUUUUUCAGCUUUAAAUAAAAAUUUGACUUUUAAAAGGCUUAUCCAUAUUUGGACAACACACUAGUAGGCCGGGGUAGAAUACGAAUAUUUUUUAAUGACGGGGGGGGAAUUUCCUUUGAGCUAAAGCUCAUUUUGGAAACGUAAAGUCUUUAAAUUUGAAAAAUUUGUAACAAAGAAUCUUUACAUGAUACGAAGUCAAGGUUAGACUAGUAAAAAGUACAUUUUCAGGCCAAUAUCUGGGUAGAACUAGCUGAACUACUGAUCGAUGCCAAUCGGAUGUCGGAUAUUCAAAUUUGUGUUGAAGAAGCGUGUGCUCAAUUUCCCAACAGCUAUCAGGCUACCUACUUGAAGGUGGGUUUUUAAGUUUUGAAAUUUGACUUUUGUUUUUGAAAUUUUUAAAAUCCAGUUUUUAUUUUUGAAAAUUUGAAAUUUUUUUAAUUUUAAAAUUUUUGUUGAUUUUUAUUUUUAAAGUCCAAAAAAUGAAUUUCAAACUUAAAAACAUCGAUUUUUCUAUCAAAAUUCCCCUUACCCCAACCAACUUUCGCCUCUUCAGGGCCGUGUCUUCCUAAAUCAAGCCGAAAAAGUGGCGGACGAACUAAAGCCCACUCUUCAUUCGGAAGCCAGAGCUUCGUUCUUGGCCUCAGUCACUGUGAACCCAACCCACAUCCCAUCUAUCAUCCAAUUGGCCAACAUUUAUCGAAUCGAAAAUAACCAGAAGAUGGCGGAGAAGAUGCUCCGUGAUGCUGUGAACAUUGACCCUCUACGUGAAGACGUAUGGCAAGCUUUGGGCCGUGUUAUGGCCGAACAACAAUCCUUUGACGAAGCCAAUGAAUGUUUCCAAACAGCGGCUUCAAUCGAUUCCACGGUGCCGUUAAUGCCAUUUGAUGUGAUUCCAAGACUGUUGAAGUCGACUUUUUAA